This is a messenger RNA of Oikopleura dioica, 360 nucleotides long. The record is from the annotation of a GenBank genome assembly. Lineage: Eukaryota; Metazoa; Chordata; Appendicularia; Copelata; Oikopleuridae.
AUGGCUGCUGCUAAGAACGCCGCCAAGGCCGCCCUCAAGGGAAAGAACCAGCUCCGAAAGAAGAAGUGUCCACGAAAGUCUGUUAACAAGCAGCCUCGACUUGACCAGUUCUCGAUCAUCAAGCACCCCUUGACCACCGAGUCCGCCAUGAAGAAGAUCGAAGACAACAACACCCUCGUCUUCAUCGUUGACAUCCUUGCCAACAAGCCCCAGAUCAAGGCCGCUGUCAAGAAGAUGUACGACGUCGAAAUCCAGAAGGUCAACACCCUCAUCCGACCCGAUGGCGCCAAGAAGGCCUACGUCAAGCUCGCUUCUGACUGCGAUGCUCUCGACGUCGCCAACAAGAUCGGAAUCAUCUAA